Molecule: messenger RNA, 410 nt
Organism: Pleuronectes platessa (European plaice)
Lineage: Eukaryota; Metazoa; Chordata; Actinopteri; Pleuronectiformes; Pleuronectidae
Product: pleurocidin-like peptide WF3
Exons: 4
Coding region: 140-346 (68 amino acids)
Biological process (GO): defense response to bacterium
Source: RefSeq, a predicted model, not a curated record
GCCCCUCCUGUAAUAACUCUAAAUGUAACACAGUGACUAGGAAGUCAGUCCUGUGUAUAUAAAGAGUUGCAUCUGUUGUUAUCACUAGACAACAGAUUUCACCUUUGAAUCUCACAAAGCUCACUUUGUAUUCGACAGGAUGAAGUUGGCUGCCGCCUUCCUGGUGCUGUUCCUGGUCGUCCUGAUGGCUGAACCUGGAGAGUGUUUCUUGGGAUUUCUUUUUCGCGGUAUCCACCACGGUAUCAGGGCGAUCCAUGGACUCAUCCAUGGUCACAGUUACGACGAGCAGCAGGAGCUCGACAAGCGCUCAGUCGAUGACAACCCCAGUGCUAUUGUUUUUGACUGAAGAAUGAUAUAUAAUGCUUCUUGCUUUUCAAUGAAAUAAAUUGAAUAUUUACCCGCAACAGCAA